AUGGCUACCAUCUCAGCACCGCAGACCCCGAACCUGAACGGGGCGCAGAUGGUCGACCCUACCCGGCCAGGCGAAUAUCCUAUACUCCUGGGGGACAAGCUGGCGGGGAGGGAUAAUGCACGAAGCCGCCAGUUUGUGAAUGUGACAUACAACUACAAGAGCAAGGGCAACACACCGCAACAGAAGACGACCAUCUACCCGGCCGGAGCCCCAGACCGGUACAAGUUGACGAUACAGAGCAAGGCAGGCAAUGCAGAGCAGACAGACCUGACCUAUGUCUACAGCGGUGGCGUCGAGCCUGAAUCGUCAUCGUCGACCGCUUCAAAGUCCGAGACCAGCAACUUGGUCCUGAUAUUUGACCCAAAACGCAAGGCGUUCAUCCUUGAACCGGUGUCGACCAGAUUGAACUUCAACCUGAAAUCGGCGCCGGGGAAGACGGACCGACAGGUUUCGGAGCAAUACCCCCAAUUGAGCACUUCUUUUUCCAACAACGAUCAGGCUGCGGGAGAUAAACAGGGGGAGAACGAGAGCGAAGAAGAGGAUGUAGGACCAGCGGAUGAAGAGAAUCCUUAUGACUACAGACACUUUCUGCCCAAGAAGAAGGCGGAGCAGAGCAGCGGUAGCGGUGCCGGCAGCAAACAGAAUGCCGUGGAAGCCAGCUCAGCGCCCGGCACUCCAGAUCCUCACCAGGCCGCGAGCAGCAGCAGACCUGCAGCACCCCGAUCAGUGCCGGCAGCACAAGUACCAGCAGCAGCUCCUGCAGCUGCCAAAGCAAAACCAAAGCCCAAGCCGAAACCUGCACCAAAGAGUAAAGCCAACCCGCUCCGUCCUCCGAAACAGCGGAAUCCCAAGGCUGCGUCGUCCGCUGCUACUACAACCACUACCACCGCCUCCACCACCACCACUACUACUACUAGCAGCGCCAACACCAGCAGCGGGAAUGCGAAUAAUGCUUCUACAAAGGCCAGGGAGCCGGAGGAACCAGCUGCACCACCCGUUGUUGCUCUUGCACUCCCGCCCAAGCCAGAGCUGGUUGAGGACACCAUCAUUCCAUCUGUAGAGACGCCCGAUCUGGUGGGAACCUACUCUGCUUCUGAUGAUGAGCCCAAGAGGCUGGCCGGGUCACCUGGCAGCAACAUCAUCGUGGAUGGGGAUCUGAUCAUCGACAUGGGUUCCCCACCACCGCAACGGCCGGCGUUCAAGAUCGACCCUAGCCAUUUUGCAUCCAACAACACCUCGGCCAACGAGGCAGGCUACAAUAGCGAUGAUGAGGAAGAUGUAGAAGAGCCCCGACCGUCGUUCUUUGGCAGACGGCCAGUGCAGGAAGAGGAGGAGGAGGAAGAGGAAGAAGACGAAGACAAAGACGAGGCGAUGGAAGAUGCCCAGGCUGCGGAUCAUGCGGACGGAGACGAGGAGCCGGCGGACUUUGAAGACGAUCUAGUGGCCGAGAUGGAGGCGGCGCUUGAAGAGAGUGCCAGGGAGGAGGAGGCAAGACUGGCGAUGGAGCAGCAACAGCAGCAGCAGCAGCAGCAUCGGUACGCCAACCAUGUCGAGAGUGAAGACGAGAGUGAAGUCAGCGAAGAAGAGUGA
Molecule: messenger RNA, 1590 nt
Organism: Trichophyton verrucosum HKI 0517
Lineage: Eukaryota; Fungi; Ascomycota; Eurotiomycetes; Onygenales; Arthrodermataceae
Exons: 1
Coding region: 1-1590 (529 amino acids)
Source: RefSeq, a predicted model, not a curated record